AUAAGAGGUUGGUGCGCAAGCCGUGACUCGCUUGUUUGUUUACAGGUCUGUGGUCCUUCCGCGCCCGCCGCCACACAGGUCUUCCCGUCCCUCCUCGCCGCUCCGUGUUCAUCGCGUUGCAUCCAUCCACCAUGAAGGUCUUUAAGGACAUCAUCUCAGGCGAUGAGAUGUUCACCGACACUUACAAGAUGGAGGAGAUUGAGGAUGCCUUCUACAUGGUGAUCGGCAAAAACACGACAGUGACUGAGGGCAACAUUGAGCUCGCUGGCGCCAACCCAUCUGCCGAGGAGGCUGACGAGGGCACAGAAUCCAGCAGCGUCUCCGGCAUCGAUGUUGUCAUCUACAUGCGGCUGCAGGAGACUGGGUUUGGCGCCAAGAAGGACUACCUCACCUACAUGAAGAAUUACCUCAAGUCGUUGAAAGGCAAGCUUGAGGGAACACCCAAAGUCGAGAAGCUCCCAGCCAUCCAGAAACCCCUCACAGAGCUGCUCAAGAACUUCAAGGACCUACAGUUUUUCACCGGGGAGUCCAUGAACCCAGACGGCAUGGUGGUGCUUGGCGACUACAAAGAGAUCGACGGGGAGGAGCGGCCUGUGUUGUACUUCCCAAAAUACGGUCUAGAGGAGGAGAAACUAUGAGCCAAAUAUUUAUUAAUUCAUAGAUAUAAUUGUGUGCUUCAUUAAGGGCUGCUUUCACAGUUGUCUGGUACGCACCCUAACCAAAGGCUCUACCAUCCUGGUAGCAGCUGUUACCAUCGCCUCGAUCCACUUUCACAGUCGCUGUUUUCAUGGUAUCGGCGACUACCAGCAUGGUGACGGUCAUGACAAGAUGAAGGCUCGUGAUUCAGCAGUGUUGGUAUGCUGGAGCGGUGGGAAAUGUCAACAUUACAUCAGCUGAGCGGAGAAUUAUGAAGGAUAAAUGUGAAAAAUAAACGUACUAAAAAGUAAACGUGAAGAAUAAAUAUAAAAAAUAACUGUGAAGAAUAAAUAUGAUGAUAAAAUGUGGAGUGCCUCGUAAUACACCGCUCAAAUCUGCUGAUGUCCCAAUAUUUCCUAGGGAUAAUAGUUGAAAGUUUAUUUCAUAAUGGUGACAAGUAUUAAAGUUAUAUUAUUUGGCAGAUGUCAUCACGACAGACUCUUCAUCUAUAUAUAUUCAUUACAUUUGUUCAUUAUUCACACUUAUAAUUUAGCAGACCACAUUUGUUUUUUACAUAACAGGGCUGAUUUUGUUAUAUGUAUGCCCCAUGCACACAUGUGAGGCUAUCUAGAAUAAUACGAAAGUUUGACCAUAAAGGCAUAACAGGUGAAUUAUGGUGACAAGUGGGCCAUUAAAGUCCUCCCUUCUCCUUUAUCGUGUAUUCUGCAACAAUAAACAAUCAGUCAAUUAAAUUGAAAUUCUCAGCAGGACGUUUACUGGUCAGCAGGUUUAGUGUGUUCAUGUCAUUCAAAGUCUUCUAAUUUUUUUUUCAUUACCAUUGAAGCCCUGCAACGUGUUGCUGUAUUGUGUAAUAUUUUUUAACAUCCAUUUAAAGAAAUAAUGUAACCACUUGAGGGCAAGAAUUUGUAUUAUUUACUAAUUAAUGUCAUUGGUAAGCUCCAUUGGGGAGCCCCCCCCGUCCACCAGAAAUACAUUACCAGAGGUUCCAAUCUCUGGUACUGAUGCAAACAAACAGCGCCGCGAAAGAAAACUGUGAAAGCGGAUUUCUUGUUGGUAGCGGCGAUCACCGCUCAUUGGUAACGAUCAACACAAACAAACGUGACUGUGAAAGUGGCCCUAACUUUCCGCUAGGUUUUGAUGUGGAGUUUUUGGGGGAAUUUUUGCUAGCACUGAUUAUGGACUUUUUGCUAAUGCUGAUCAUUGAACUGUAUUGGGCUUUGCUAAUGCUGAUAAUGGCCUUGCUAGCAUGCUGAUUAUGACCUCUUUGCUGGCAUUGAUGAUGGACUUUUUGCCUAUGCUGAUGAAUGCUUAUGAAUUUCAAGACCAUCAGUGAAAACCCAGUGAAUGGAUGAGUGGCUUAUCUGGAUUGUUCUUUUGAUGCUGGUAUGCAGUCUCUCCUCUUGCUCACUCUCUCUCUCUCUGCCAGUGGAGUUAUGCCCAGGCAAUAAAUGUCAUCAAAACCUCUAUCCUGAAGGUCUUAUGUGUCACCUUCCCUGCUAGUGCCUCUCCUGCCAUGCCUCUGCUACAUAUACCAACACUAUUCUCAGCACAUUGUCACACGAUGGUCUCAUUGGUGGAUGGUGAAGCACGCCAUGAUGCCAGCCUUGCAUGCUCCUCCGCUCUGACACUCCCUCGCCUCACCCCCUCCCAACACACCCCUGUCUGCCUGCCUGCACGUUUAUUCUGACUAUUUAUUCAUUUAUUCUGGGUCCGGGAAAAAUAAAUAUAAAUACACUGGUCUCCCACUGCUGCUGCUACUUGGCGAGCUUAUAAAUUUGUUGGGAAUGCUUACGGAUGUAUAUAUUUUUUUUCAUCUAGUUGGUACAUGUGUGGGUUUCUUGUUUUGAACUUUAUUCCUUUUUUGUAUGCCACAGUUGCUUCCGUUCAGUCAUGCCUGUGCCUCACCGAAUGAUUGCAAGUGUGAAGUAAAGCCUGUUGCACUAAUUGACUACCAUUUGAAUACGUUUAUAACAUUUGGUUGGGGUUUGAAGUUGUACCUCAUUUGCAUUGAUUAUCUUCCAUGUCAGGAUGAAAGUAAAUGGCUACAGAUUGAUCAGUUUUUUUGUUAAAGUUAGCUGAUCUGUGAGUCUUGUUUGGUCAGGGUUUCCUUUGCCCCUCACUCUUUGAAAACUAAGUUACCAAAGAUCUGACAAGUGGUAAGAUGCACCACUUGUGUAGCUCCUAUGGGGAAAGUGUAAUAGGUCGAUGGUAGCUCUACUUUCCCUUCCUUGCUGAACAUGGUAACUCUCACCUUCUGGAGAUUAUUACCUUGUGGAUGCUAUCAAAGGGGAUUAGGAUGAGUAUUCACUUAAGAAGAUUGUAUCAAGACACCUCUCCACCCGAAAUUGACCUCUCUAUUGGCCACUCUUUACCUUUGUCUGUUGUGGGAGCGGUGAGUAGCUAGCUUUUUUAUCCACACUUUUUGUUGGCCUUGAGCUGUCUCCUUUGUUGUAAAAAAAAAAAAAAAAAAAAAGGUUGGUGUAGCAGUAACCCUGAAGGACAGUGGAAGAUUACUGAGCAGUCCUUUACGCUGCAGGAUGUGAUGUCCCUGGGAAAGGUCACAUUUUAGUUCAAAACAGGAAAUGAUGAAGAAAAGGCAAGACUACAUUGGUAUCGUUGGUGCUCGACGGAUUACAGUGGGAAGCCUCAGAGUGAUGCAUCUUACCACUUACAAGAUCUUUGGUCAUCAUCAGCAUUGCCUGAAGUCAUGAAAAUGUACUUACCUGGAUAUUUUCUUUCAGGCCCUAUAACACCAGGAUAACCAUUGGAUCAUCUGUUAAUCACUACAGUCACUGGAUUAUCGCCAAUAAAAUACUCCACCCA
Molecule: messenger RNA, 3480 nt
Organism: Eriocheir sinensis (Chinese mitten crab)
Lineage: Eukaryota; Metazoa; Arthropoda; Malacostraca; Decapoda; Varunidae
Gene: Tctp
Product: translationally-controlled tumor protein homolog
Exons: 4
Coding region: 132-638 (168 amino acids)
Cellular component (GO): cytoplasm
Molecular function (GO): calcium ion binding
Source: RefSeq, a predicted model, not a curated record